Molecule: messenger RNA, 516 nt
Organism: Rodentolepis nana
Lineage: Eukaryota; Metazoa; Platyhelminthes; Cestoda; Cyclophyllidea; Hymenolepididae
Source: the annotation of a GenBank genome assembly
AUGUUUGGUCCUGAUUGCAGAAAUUUCUCAACCAACCAUCAGUCAAUAGUAACUGCACGCAGUUUAUUUGAGCAGUAUCCGCAGUACAGUUCACCUGAACAUGGUCGUUCCGUUCCUCCUCUUGUUAUUCUCCGUGUCGAACCACUUCCUUUGUCUUCUCUCGGAGCCAAAGAUCCUGAAGUAAAUACAAUGGAAGCUUCUCUCACUCCUACAAUGUUUGUGACCCACGAAAGAACUUCCAAGUACGAGGCAUUCAUGAGCAGAGAACACGGUUCUAACUUACCUUCUCACCUUUUCCAACUUAUAGCGGCACAACGAAAAUUGACAUUGCUCUCUAGUCACCAGAAGGCAAUGAACGAAGAAGGAGCCGAAGCAGCCACAGCCACAGGAAUUUCGAUCGUGACAAAGACACGUGUGCCCUGUAUUGAUGCCGAUCAUCCAUUCCUCUUUUUCAUAGUCACUGACAAUGGAUUUCCAGUAUUUGUGGGUCAUGUGAUCAAUCCAAUGGAAGGAUAA